AUGUAUCAUCAAUGCAUAACCGUCAAGCUCACCGUCCAGAAUAGGCAGGCUAAGGUCUCGGUGGUGCCGUCGUCGGCCGCACUGGUCAUCAAGGCCUUGAAAGAGCCCGAGCGCGAUCGCAAGAAAACCAAGAACAUCAAGCACAACGGCAACAUCUCCAUUGAUGACGUCAUCGAGAUUGCCAAGGUUAUGAGGAACAGAUCCAUGGCCAUGGAGCUGGCCGGCACGGUGAAGGAGAUUCUCGGAACCUGCGUCUCGGUGGGCUGCACGGUCGACGGAAGGAACCCUAAGGACAUCGCCGACGGUGACGUCGAGAUCCCUCUCGACUGA
Messenger RNA from Malus domestica (apple), 330 nucleotides. RefSeq names its product large ribosomal subunit protein uL11-like. Lineage: Eukaryota; Viridiplantae; Streptophyta; Magnoliopsida; Rosales; Rosaceae. Gene Ontology annotation, molecular function: structural constituent of ribosome; large ribosomal subunit rRNA binding. Gene Ontology annotation, biological process: translation. Gene Ontology annotation, cellular component: ribosome; cytosolic large ribosomal subunit. The record is from RefSeq and is a predicted model, not a curated record.